Clunio marinus is the source of this 183-nucleotide messenger RNA. Lineage: Eukaryota; Metazoa; Arthropoda; Insecta; Diptera; Chironomidae. The record is from the annotation of a GenBank genome assembly.
AUGUUGUUGUUGACAUAUCUUCAAGUUUUCUGGAAUUUUAACAAUAAAAAAGGAAAGGAAACUGAUGAAAGUUUCAUCUUAAUUUUAUUGAAAUCCAUCGAAUUCUUCGUAGAUAUGUCUUUAGGAAAACAACUCACAUUUGGAAUAAACAUCAUUCACUUCAAUGAUAUUGCUUUUAAAUGA